Molecule: messenger RNA, 1104 nt
Organism: Penicillium argentinense
Lineage: Eukaryota; Fungi; Ascomycota; Eurotiomycetes; Eurotiales; Aspergillaceae
Product: LysM peptidoglycan-binding domain-containing protein
Exons: 3
Coding region: 1-1104 (367 amino acids)
Source: RefSeq, a predicted model, not a curated record
AUGGGGCGUCACCCAAAGCACGUUCUCGUGCUCGGCUCCCUGCUCAGUCUCCUUCUGAGCUUUGCGUCGGCCAUACACACGUUCGGUGAAAACAACAGCACCAUCCAACUUAGAGCUCGAGACUCCACAUACCCGUUUCCCGCAGCCGGUGAUGGAGUCUGCUACACCUAUGUCGUUCAAGAAGGUGAUACCUGCGAAAGCGUUGCCUCGACUCGAAAGAUCACAGCGGAUGAUCUAGUAAAGUACAAUACGAAGACGUGGCGAUGGGCGGGAUGCAAUCCCAUGGCCCUGGGAAGCAUCGUCUGCCUGGGCCCUGGCGAAAUCCCCAUGCCAGUUGCUUUGCCGCAGGCUGUGUGUGGUCCGCAGGUGCCUGGAACUCAGAGACCAGCGAACAUGGAUGAUCUGAAGAGUCUGAAUCCCUGCCCCAGUGGUGAUUGUUGCUUCGCGAAUGGCCAUUGUGACUCGAAGUGCUCCAGUGGUGACUCGGGUGCAGUUGCAGCUGUGACAACUACUACGACAGAACAAACAGUAACCACCACUUCACAAGAGCAGAAGAUAUCUUCGACCGCUACCAAGGAAACGACAACCACCAAGAAGGAAGAGCCCAAGACCAUGACGACAACUACCAAGGAGGAAGAGCCCAAGACCACGACGACAACCACCAAAAAGGAAGAGCCCAAAACCACGACGACAACCUCCAGGAAACCAGUCAAAACCUUCAGCAUAACCGCCUACGAAGGCAAAAACUGUGAUCCUGACAACGGAAACUACUUCGUUGUGUCGGGAUACUCGGCUGACUGGUCUCCCUGCAUCGACGUUUCGUCUGAUCUCCCUCCCUCGGACGACGAUGCCCAGAUCUGGUGUCAGUAUUACACCAAUGGUGGAUUCUCGUGGUCCAAUUGUUCUGCGAAUGACCUGCUCCAUCCCAAAUCCUGGGCUAUGAGGGCUGGCGGCUGCGCAACCUUCAGAGAUCGUGCGUGCAAGGAACCGGGUGGCUCGGUUUACCCUGGUACUUCUAGACCGUGCCAAGAUGAACAUACUGGUGUUUUGUCGGAUGAUACCUUUGGUUCACUCUCUUGUAUGAGUCCUAUGGACAUGUCUUGA